GGCGGCGCCAUGGACGAGGCCGUGGGCGACCUGAAGCAGGCGCUGCCCUGCGUGGCCGAGGCGCCGACCGUCCACGUGGAGGUGCACCAGCGGAGCGGCAGCACUGCCAAAAAAGAAGAUAUAAAGCUGAGCGUUAGAAAGCUGCUCAACAGACAUAACAUUGUGUUUGGUGACUACACGUGGACCGAGUUUGAUGAUCCUUUUCUGAGCAGAAACGUGCAGUCUGUGUCUAUUGUUGACACAGAGUUGAAGGUUAAAGACCCACAGCCCAUCGACUUGGGUGCCUGCACGAUUUCACUUCACGUCUUCCAGCUGAAUGAGGGCGGCCCCAGCAGUGAGACUCUGGAGGAGGAGACCGAGAACAUAACUGCCGCGAGUCACUGGGUCCUGCCCGCAGCUGAAUUCCAUGGGCUUUGGGACAGCCUGGUAUAUGAUGUGGAAGUCAAAUCUCAUCUCCUCGAUUACGUGAUGACAACCUUGCUGUUUUCAGACAAGAACGUCGACAGCAAUCUCAUCGCCUGGAACCGGGUGGUGCUGCUUCACGGUCCUCCGGGAACUGGAAAAACAUCCCUGUGUAAGGCACUAGCCCAGAAAUUGACCAUCAGACUUUCAAGCAGGUACCGGUACGGCCAAUUAAUUGAAAUAAACAGCCACAGCCUCUUCUCUAAGUGGUUUUCGGAAAGUGGCAAGCUGGUAACGAAGAUGUUCCAGAAGAUUCGGGACUUGAUUGAUGACAGAGAUGCGCUGGUGUUCGUGCUGAUUGAUGAGGUGGAGAGCCUCACGGCCGCCCGCAACGCUUGCAGAGCAGGUACCGAGCCGUCAGAUGCCAUCCGUGUGGUCAACGCUGUCUUAACCCAGAUCGAUCAGAUUAAGAGGCACUGCAACGUGGUGAUUCUGACCACUUCCAACAUCACGGAGAGGAUCGACGUGGCCUUCGUGGACAGGGCUGACAUCAGGCAGUACAUCGGACCGCCCUCUGCAGCAGCCAUCUUCAAAAUCUACCUCUCCUGUCUGGAAGAACUGAUGAAGUGUCAGAUCAUAUACCCUCGCCAGCAGCUGCUGACCCUCCGGGAGCUGGAGAUGAUUGGCUUCAUUGAAAACAACGUGUCAAGGUUGAGUCUCCUUUUGAGUGAAAUUUCAAGGAAGAGCGAGGGUCUCAGCGGCCGCGUCCUGAGAAAGCUCCCUUUUCUGGCUCAUGCGCUGUAUGUCCAGGCCCCCACUGUCACCAUCGAGGGCUUCCUUCGAGCCCUGUCUCUGGCAGUGGACAAGCAGUUCGAAGAGAAGAAGCAGCUCUCGUCUUGCGUCUGAUCCGGACCCCGCCGUGAUCGUGGGCACAGUCGGCAGGUGACGUCGCUGCCCAGAAGUCUCCGAACGCUCUGCCCGGGCCGGAAGCCCACAAGGCUGAGUGGUGUUCAAAGAAGUGUGUCGUAUGUGACGUGUUUUUAAGACGAAUCGGCCUGUCAUUUUCACUGUUUCAAAAGAUGAUUCAAGUUCUGCCGUCUAGGUGUCCUCACUCCAUCCUCCCUCUAGACAGUCAGAUGCAAAAUGCUGACAAAAUUGGUUUAAAAUAGGCCAUGAACACAGGCUUUAAGAAGCAAAAGAAAAAACUACGUUGUCUUAAAUAAGAAUGUAAUCCCAGCGUUAAAAACAUCUGGGUCACUGAAAUAUGACGUGGCCUUUGCUCUCUGACCUGAGCCUCAUUUAUUUGGUGCAAUCGGUUCAGAGACUAAUGAGUAAAAAAAAAAAACCUAUUCCUAUGUUCUAGAAAUGGAGAAAACAAUUCUGGAAGAGUGGGCUUCGCACAAAGGUGCUAUUUGUGAGAAAGGUGCAGUUUGGGGAUCGGGUGAGUGUGUGCCACGCAGCUCGGCCCCAGGACAGGCGGCGUCGCACGGUUUCCUGCCCGUCGUUUUGCAGCAGCGUUGCGGCUGCGCGCGGUGGCACGUCACCCGCGUACGGCAAGCUGGCUGGAACUUGGCGCACCUCACAGGAUGUGCUUUGCGCUUACCCGACGCUCAAAUCAAUUUCACGCUCAUGUUUAGUACACGUUUUGAAGACCACGUUGGCUUUUGUUACAGAGCUUUUUAAGUAUUAAAGCGUAU
Messenger RNA from Lynx canadensis (Canada lynx), 2099 nucleotides. It is a transcript of the gene TRIP13, whose product is annotated as thyroid hormone receptor interactor 13. Gene Ontology annotation, cellular component: nucleus; chromosome. The transcript is spliced from 13 exons. Gene Ontology annotation, molecular function: ATP hydrolysis activity; ATP binding. Lineage: Eukaryota; Metazoa; Chordata; Mammalia; Carnivora; Felidae. Bases 10 to 1308 code for a protein of 432 amino acids. The record is from RefSeq and is a predicted model, not a curated record. Gene Ontology annotation, biological process: meiotic recombination checkpoint signaling; reciprocal meiotic recombination.